This is a messenger RNA of Exaiptasia diaphana, 1520 nucleotides long. RefSeq lists its product as uncharacterized. The record is from RefSeq and is a predicted model, not a curated record. Bases 274 to 1419 code for a protein of 381 amino acids. NCBI's taxonomy places the organism in Eukaryota, Metazoa, Cnidaria, Anthozoa, Actiniaria, Aiptasiidae. The transcript has 6 exons.
UUUUUGUACAUGAACUAACUUAUAAGUCAGAUAAAUCUAAAAAAAGUAACGAUGUCCGUACAUCUAUUGGGCUUCCUGUUGCACAAACGUGACGCUAUAGAUAUAACACCCGUCCCGUACGUUGUAGCCCAGUAUUUACUGAACGUUGUAAAGCAUUUGUAAUCAGAUUGUACUGACCUUUGUAAUAGACUAGACUACUAGUGCCCAGUCUCUAUUUCUACUGUGAAAGGAACGCCUGAUUAGUGAAGGAAACAAUUUUUUUUUGCGAGAGCGAUGUUUUUUAAUCCUGGAUGUAAUAAAGGAAAAUCAAAGUUAAUUGUCGAAGACUAUCAGCAAUUCGUCGACGAUGAAGGAAAAACGAAAGUGAAACGGGUUAGGAAUACUGUGAAAAUAUUAGAAAGUGGUCUUCGACAAGGAAGUGAUAAUGAUGUUGGAGAUUCUACUGAACAUCACGACGAGCUUGAAGAUGAUUGCUUUGAUUUCGGAGAUAGUGCACAGCCUGGUCCGUCGCAUUACAAAAGGAGUAGGAUAAGUGCUGUAAAUCAUUGGCAUGAAAUCAGGGAAAACCUGAUCAAAAUCUCAUUGAAAAAAGAAGGUGAAGUGAAAAAAGAAUGCCGGAAAUGCAAGGCAAACUCGACUUCAGGUGCAUUGAGAUGUUUCGACUGUGGCAUAUUCCUUUUAUGUGAAGAAUGCUGUGUCUCCAUUCACAGUAAGGAAAAUAUUUUCCAUUGCCCAGAGAUAUGGAAGGAUGGAAAGUGGGAGAGCUAUAUUUUUGAAAAGAAGAUUACAGCAAUGUGUACAGCUGAUUGUGAAAUGGCACMMCACAACAACUUACCCCUAACUAUGGUUGACGAGAAAGGUAGACACCAUGAAGUCCUUGUGUCACAAUGUAGCUGUACAUCACUAAUGGAAACUUUAGUUUACCAUCGAUUUUGGCCAGCUACACCAUGCACACCAACCAUGGCYUUUUCUUUUGACCUGCUACUCAGGUUACAGGCCUUAAUGUUUGAAUGCCAUAUCUCAGUAUAUGACUUUGUCAAACAUUUAUCAUUUUAUAGACGUACACCAUUUUCAAAGAUUCGUAAUAUAUAUGAGCAACUACGUGACAGCUUUGAGGAAUUCAGGUACCAUUUCAAAGCCAUUGAAAGUAUGCCAGUAUGGAAAAAUAAUGACAUUGAAAUGAAACUUGAAAGAAUCAAAUGCCCUGCAUGUCCUGAUCCAUCCAAGGAAGAGGAUGUUUUUUUGUCAGCCGAUGCCUGUUUUGGUCUGCCGCGUAAGAGAUCAGGUGGAGAAAGCUAUCAAGAUGCACUCUCCAGUGACUGCUACUUUCUCCACCAAAAUGAAGUCGACCAAUUUGUAGGCAAAUAUCCAAAAUCAGAUAGACUUACUAAAGAUAGAGAAGAGGUAUAUAAGUUAUGAUAUAUUCAUCUAUAAAACUUGAGAAUUCAUAACAUAAAACCUGAGUUUAGUUGGUGUAGGUAGUAUGAUUGCCCAGGUGUGAGAAGUCUUGAGAAAGACCC